Messenger RNA from Mercenaria mercenaria, 6461 nucleotides. RefSeq lists its product as uncharacterized. NCBI's taxonomy places the organism in Eukaryota, Metazoa, Mollusca, Bivalvia, Venerida, Veneridae. The record is from RefSeq and is a predicted model, not a curated record. The transcript has 3 exons. The coding region runs from base 170 to 817 and encodes 215 amino acids.
CCUUACUGUAUGGUGUUCUGCAUACAACAUUAAUACGCCUCAUACGCUCUGUUUAUUAAAGUCAUUUACGUUAAUUAGCAUAAAACACAGAUAGACAUUGACUUGCACAAUUUAUAACCCUAAAUUCAUCAACGAAUGUGUUUUAUUUUGCAAACUAGUAAUAUUCACAAUGGAUUUUGCUCGCGAUCGUGUGAAUCGAUUAAUAUCGAGGAACACUAACAUACUUAUAGUGCUUUCUGUUGUGGCAUCGAUAGCAGCUGUCCUGCAGACAGUGGGAUACGCUACACCAGGCUGGUUGGUCUUUUCUGGAACGGACCAAGAAAAUGUUACGAUUUCAAUCGGCAUAGGAUUUUGGUAUCAAAGAAUAUGCACCGACAGUUGUGAAACUGGACACAUAGCUAGUACAGCAAUCUGGACCGAAGAUGAAGAGUCGGAAUUUAAAACAUUCAAGUUAAUAGCGACAAUGGCAGCGGUGUGUAGCCUUUUCACUCCCGCUAUAUUACUGGUGUACCUAAGAAGAAUUCGACUUCAAAGGGAUAUUACAACAGUUGCUGGUACAGCAGUGAUCAUUUGCCUUGGUGCUGGAGUCCUUGCGUUGGUAGUUGUUGGUAAAAUAGCAAGCGACGUACACACGGCUUAUGACUUAUGGGUGAAGACGGAGGAUACAGAUUUCAAAUUAGGCCUACUUUACUCCGAAAUGUUGAUGGGACUUGGAGGAGCACUUAACUGUUUGGUUUUCAUCGCGCUGUGCAUCCAGUUAUAUUUCCGGAAGAAGUACAAAAGCUACUUUGUCAGGGAAAAUGACAUUGGAAUGUGAUGGUGAUGUUGCAGUGUUAAGGAUACACUAAGUUGUGAAUUGGCAUUUUUGAUUUUUGUUUUGUUUUCAUUUUAUAUAAAUUCAUGAUACUUUCCUCCAUCAGAUGCCAAAAAUUGAUUUGAAAGUUAAAAUUUAAAACCUUAAUUUGAUGGAAUUACAUGAUAAAUUGUUAACAUUUGACAUGUUUUUACAAUAACCCCUUUCUGAAAAACAGCCAUGCUAUUAAUUUAGUCACGGUAUUUCUGGAACAUCAGCUUAGCAUAUAAAUAAUCAUAAUAUGACAGUCUAAAGCUUUAGAGGGAGGGUGUAUGGAAGGGAGCUGAAUUGCUUUGGUGUAACUGAAAUUAUGUGAGUGAUUUUCGUCAGUUUAAUGUAACGGUUUUUGACUGGCUGUCUUGGUAAUGAGGCCCGGCGAUUUGUUAACAAUGUUAAAACUGUCGACCUAUAAAUAAUGGAAUUGAAGAAUGAAGUAGUCUGAUUCGUUGGCAUAGAAAUAAAAAAAGUUCCGUCAAAAGGAUGAAUCUAAAGAUAAUGUUCACAUAAUACAUUUUCAUCUUUUUUCUCAAAAUAGAAAUGAUUCAAUUUCUUUAUUUAUAAAGGAAAUUGCACAAAAAAUUGGCAGUCUGUUCCCUUGAAGAGUAGGCUGUAAAAGUGUAUCACAGUUUUGUAAUAAAUCUUUACCCUUUUUUUUAAUUGUAUCACUUUUAAUUCAGUGAGGAUGGAAUCGAAGCCCUAAACAUAAUUGUCUCCCACCACACAGUGGUGUGGGAGACAUAUUGAUUUACUCCUGUCUGUGUGUGUGUCUGUCACAAAGCUUGUCCGCACUCUAAGUCGAACAUUUCUCAUCCGAUCUUCACCAAACUUGAACAAAAUGUGUUUGACCAUAAGACCUGGGCCAAGUUCGAUAACUAGACAAAUCGGCCAAGACACUUCGGAAUUAUGGCCCUUGAACAUAAUUACCAACAAUUACCGGCGCAGCAUUGUAGAACGGUUACUCCACUCCGCUACCGCCGAUACAGCAUUGUAGACUGGCGCAGCAUUGUAGACCAGUUACCGCUACCGACACAGCAUUGUAGACCGGCUAAUCCAACAUGUGAAUACCAAUAGGCCACAAACAGUAUACAAUGACGGACUAACUAUUUAGAUGAUUAGGCAGUUGUGGGAGACAUGUGCUUUUCUCAAAAGCACCGCUAGUUGAUUUCUGUGUAACUCUUUUUUUCUGAUACUUUAGACACUUCGGUAGUUUAUGGGAUUCCCACACAACACUCAUUUGAAGUACUAGUGAGAGAGUUGAAUCUGAUUAGAGAUAACAAUAGAGUUGAUCUUAACAGAAUCUUGAUGCAUAAAAUCUUAUUAAAAUAGUACCGUUGCAUAUCUUAAUCUUUCCCCUUCAUUUUGGUAUGCUACACAGUAUGCUUUUUCUUUGGAAAUGUAGAAGAAACCCAUUUGUAAGCAAUAACCCUCACACCUUAGUGUGUCCUUAAAUAUUGAUGACUUUAUAACAAUAAAACGUAUCGAUAACCCCUGUCGUUUGACUGGGGGAAAAACUGUUUCCGGAAAACAUUUGAGAACAGCCGUUGGUAUCCCCACUGUGUUUGUUUGUUUUUGCGUGCGUGCAUGUGUGUGUGUGUGUGUGUGUGUGUGUGUGUGUGUGUUUUACUUGGCGUAUUUUUUUAAUGAUAAAAGCAUAAUAAAAACAACUGUCGAUUUUGUUGGACAGUUUUAUCGGCAAAGAAACCCCCAAUAAACAAGAACAAAUACAUCAAAUGUUAGACACGUAACAUUUAUCAUAUGUGUGGCGAUCGACCGUUAAUGGUAACAAUAACAGAAACAAAAACAAUCCAAGUCCAGUUUAAAGAUAUCCAAUGGCCACCGUUAACUAAGACAUUUAUUUCAAAUGUAGAAAAUCCUCACUAAAUGUAUUCAGCUUAAUUAACUUCAUGUGUAAAGAUCCUCUCUACAGAGACCCUCUGAACAACAAUUCCCUCCUUGCAACAACACUUGCUACUGACUCCAAAAUAUGCUUAUUGUUCUUACUUUUACCCCUCUACAACAACUCCCUCCGAACAACAGCCAAAUUUUCCGUCUCCCAAAGGGUGUUGUUGUAGAGAGGAAGCUCUGUAUUUAUAAUAAAUGACAUGCAGUUAUAGCCGAUAGUUAUAAAAACUUCCAGCUGUACUAGGGCCUCUAUAUUGUUGGGUAAGUUCACAUGGAAGCUCUAGGGUAGAGUAGAGACCGACUCUAUAAUCGAUAACCCACUUGAACGGUAUAAGUUAGUACACCAGUCGUACCUUCCCUGUUGAAGAGCUGAACUCUGCAAACUUCACGGCGAGGUAGGGUUUACUGGUUCCUUGCUUUUCAUCACAGCGCUCAAUGUGCAGGGAAAAAAAGUUUUACAUAUUUUCAGGGCCCAAUUUUUGAUUGGUCAGUUACUUUACUUGUGGGAGUAAGUAUCUUUUACACAACAGCCGACCCUUCCCUAGAGUUCCGAUGUGAACUCACCCGUUUUCGGUUAUUUUGCAUCCCCAAAUGUAGCCGUGUCCGCUACAAGAAGACGGGAAGCAGAAUAUAUCCAAGCGGCAGGAUUUAAGGAGUCCACCAAUUUGUUAAACCUAGUUUGCAUUUUAGUACAGUGAAUUUUUAAUUCGAGGGUGUUUCACGAACAAUAAUAUGAUGACAAAAUGUAAAUCGGUUACAUACAUUAAGAGUUAGGUCCAUGUUUCGGAGAAAAAAAGUUUGAACAACACCAAAUCAUAGAAAGAAAGAAGUGUUUUACAUGAAAACUGAACAGCAUAUAAAACAUGUAUAUUAUUCUAUAAAACCACUGUCAAUUUACUCAUAUAUAUAUUGAAUUCCGGAAAGGGACUGCAUGAAGGAGCCACACUUCUGGACAGUUCAGCGCCUUUAAAAACUCAUCAUUUUUAAAAAGCUGGCAUUCUUUUUUAAAGGGGGGCAACUCCUUUAGAAUAUUUUCAGUACACAAUGUUAUGGGACAGAACAGUAAAGCAUGUAUUAAACAGAUAAGUUGUUUGUAUUUUAAAUCCCAAUAAUUGAGCAUUGUAAUUUUGUUAUAUGCUUAAGUUAAUGUAAAUUGAUAACAGAAGCGUUCAUUUUUUUAAACCUAAUAAACUUUCCUAGAUUGUUAUUAAAUGAACGUACAUCUUGCACGGGAUUCAAACCUCCAAACUUGAAGUCAUACUUACGGUGCAUAUAUUGCUUUUGUCAUAGUUUCAAGAACAGCCAUAUUCAGCUGCUAUAUAUUUUCAAAACAUCAUGAUAUUUUUCAGUCUCUAUUUCAGACAUAUAGACCACUAUGUGUAAAGGAAAUUGUAACAUUUUAGUAAAAUUUGACUCAGAAAUUGCCAUUUUUCGCAAAAAGUAUAGUAUUCCCGUUUCCAUGGUAACCAGAACUGAUUCAUAUCUUUACACCCUUAAUUCUUCAUAUAUGGCUUGAAUAUUAAAAAGGGUGCAAAUAUGAAGUAAUUCUGAGACUAUGAGUUUCCGGCCCCUUCUUUAAUUUUUUUGGUGCUGACAGAGAAUUGAUCUUAAAAUGGUUGAGCAGCUGGCCAUGUUAUAUGUUGUCAUGUUGUUUAUAUCACAAUUUUGUUACCUUCUUGAUAAUUAUUACUUGAGCCAUGCCACGAAAAAACCAACAUAGUGGCUUUGCGACCAGCAUGGAUCCAGACCAGCCUGCGCAUCCGCGCAGUCUGGUCAGAAUCCAUGCUGUUCGCUUCCCAGUCUAUUGUAAUUAGAGAAACAGUUAGUGAACAGCAUGGAUCCUGACCAGACUGCGCGGAUGCCACUAUGUUGGUUUUCUCGUGGCGCGGGUCACUUGUAUUUUGUGGUAAGAUUUCACCUUAUAUAAUACAAAUAUGACAUCUACAGAGAAUGAUAGUUUUUGUUUUUAUUUUAUUGUGUUGGACAUGCUACUGCUACACCUCAACUAGCAAAAGUUAUUCCUUAUUAAAAAGGAAACUUAGAGUUAUACUUUAUUUAGCUAUAUAUAUAAAGCGUGUAUUACUUUAUAUUGUUUAUACACAAAAGCUUGUUAAUUUUAUAUAUACAUGAACUGUUUGCAGUAACUGAUGAUGUUUUCAGAUUCGGAAUUUGGGUCAUAUAUAACUAAAAUCUGGAAAUUAGGAAAUGGCCUGAUUCUACGGUAGAAAGACAUAAUAGUAUGUUUGGUUAUUCGACAAUUUAUUUUGUUUACUAAAUGCAUAAUCAUAUAUAAGAAAGGAGUUUUAUAUACACAUAUAAUUAUGUAUAUAUAAAAAUGCAAAGAAAGUUGAAAAUCAUAAUUAUGGCUUACUGGAUUUUUGCUUCAAAUUUCGGUCUGACUAGUAAUUCCUUCAUGCAAGGAAGCCAUCUAGCUGUCAUGCGAUGUACUAAACUUGUUUACAGCCUCCGCUGAUUACUCAUAUCGGUGAAUGUCUGAAUUGUUUUAUUGUAGAAGUUUUUCGGUUAUUAAUUUACACUUUUGUCAGAGAAAGCCAACUUAACGUGCUGUAAAUAUUCGUUACAACAUGACUUUUGCAUAAAUUAAAAUGUAAAAUGCUGUUUCAGCUUCGUGUCUAGUAAAUUAUAAACUGAUUAAUGGAGCGACUUUAAUUAUCACACCCAGCUAGACGCUGCGAGGCUGAUUAAGUUUUGUAAAUGCACAUUAAUAAACACUAACAUAUUUAGUGUUUGAAAUUAUUUUUUGUUUUCGGAUGACAUCAGAGCAAAUAAAAUCAAUAACUUCUAUACACAUGACUAACCUGAUUAAUGAACGAGUGCAAGUUAAUGCUGAUUUACUUUGCAGUUUAUGGAGAAGUAGGGAGAUUUCCGUUGUCGGUUUUGUGCAAGGAAAGAGCAUUAAAGUUUUGGAUUAAAAUUGUUAUGAAUCUGCAGUCACCAGUUUAUGAUAUAUAUUUAGACCAAUGCAUCAAUGGUAAUGAUAAAUGUUGGGCCAAAUGUAUUCAUACAGUUAUAAGGAAUAUGGGUUUUCCAUAUAUUUUAGAUAGUUUUGUUGUCAAUAUCAAUUAUGAAAAGUUAUUUAAACAACGACUAAGAGACCAAUUUUUACAAGAGUGGCACGACUGUAUUGAAAAUAUGCCAAAACUUGAUUAUUACAAGAAAUUUAAAACACAAUUUUGUUUCGAGGAAUAUCUCAAUAUUGUUAAGAAUGACAACUUACGUAAACAGAUGUCUUGCUUUAGAUUGUGUUCUCAUACUUUAGAAAUCGAAACAGGAAGAUACACAGGGACGAGCAGAAAUGAAAGACUUUAUAAAAUGUGUACGCAAAAGAACGUUGAAUCGGAAUACCACUUUUUAUUAUGUUGUCCUUUAUAUUCAGAGCUAAGAAAAUCAUUUAUAAAACCUGCAUCUUUUCCAACACUGAAUAAGUUCUGCCAUAUAAUGUCAAUGAAAAAUAAAGGUAAAAUAUUGAAAUUAUGUAAAUUUAUAGAUAAAGCAUUUGCAUUAAGAUCUGGUGUUAUAGGAACAAUUUUAGAAUCGUAAUAUUACAUUUACACUGUUGUUUUUUUGCAUGAUAUUUAUGUGAUUUGUAUGAAUGUCAAAUUUCAAGUGUUGUAUAUAUUAUGUUUUGUAUGUAUUGCCAAAGGCAAGAAUUUGCCGAAAAUUGCAAUAAAAUUUGAACUUUGAA